AUGGCUUGCCUGCUAAGCCUGCCUCAGCUCUGCGUUAUUUCUCUGCUAGGAGAACCGGAGAAGGAUGCUCCACAACACAAGACAAAUCUCGAUCGCGUACUUAUCAAUAAGCAUACGUGGUUGGUGCUGCAUACAGGUGCUCAGGUGGCCAUUUUCCCUGCCAAUGACCUGCACCUUUGGGUGACCCUUGAGCGACCCUUGGGGCUACCCCGGAAGAACAAAGGCAAGCCAUCCGUCAAUACCCCGAACGUCGAAAACGUCAAAUGCGGGAGAUCGUCCUAG
This is a messenger RNA of Pyricularia grisea, 282 nucleotides long. RefSeq lists its product as uncharacterized. The record is from RefSeq and is a predicted model, not a curated record. Bases 1 to 282 code for a protein of 93 amino acids. The transcript is spliced from 2 exons. NCBI's taxonomy places the organism in Eukaryota, Fungi, Ascomycota, Sordariomycetes, Magnaporthales, Pyriculariaceae.